Molecule: messenger RNA, 1545 nt
Organism: Zea mays
Lineage: Eukaryota; Viridiplantae; Streptophyta; Magnoliopsida; Poales; Poaceae
Product: noroxomaritidine synthase
Exons: 2
Coding region: 1-1545 (514 amino acids)
Molecular function (GO): iron ion binding; oxidoreductase activity, acting on paired donors, with incorporation or reduction of molecular oxygen; monooxygenase activity
Source: RefSeq, a predicted model, not a curated record
AUGGCCUUGUCCAUCUUCCUAUAUCUCUUCAUCUCCACAGUAGUAAUUCUAAUUGUAUCAGUCUACAUGUACAUAAAAUCAAGAGGAUCAGAGAACCCCUUGCUCCCCAUAGACUGGCCAGUAGUCGGAAUCCUCCCUUCAUUCGUAGCCAAUCUCCGCAACUUCCAUGACUACCUCACCGCCGUCCUCGCUGCGUCAGGGUGCAACUUCAAGGUCGGAGCUGCUGGGGCAAGCAGCGCCAGGUUCUUCAUCACAAGCGACCCAGCAAACGUCCAGCAUCACAUCUUCACCGCGAACCAUGCCAACUACCUCAAGGGAGAGGCGUUCGCCGAAGCCUUCGACGUCGUGAGCGGUACGCUCUUGACCGUAGACGGCGAGGCCUGCCGCCGGCAGAGAGCCAAGACCCAGGGCAUCCUGAGCAACCCAGAGAUGGUCUCGUCGAUGGCCACUUGCUGCCGCGGUAAAGUGGCGGACGGCCUCCUCCCGUUCCUGGCCCGGAUGGCGAGCGCAGCAGCUCCGUUCGACAUGCAGGAACUGUGCGCGAGGCUGGUGUUCGACCAGACCGCCACGCCGGUAUUCGGCGUGGACCCUGGCUGCUUGUCCCCUCACAUGCCGUCUAUGCGUGUCGCGGACGCCAUGGACACGGUGAUGGAGGUCGGCUUCUUCCGCCAGACCGUGUCCCCCUCGUUAUGGAAAGCGAUGAGGUGGCUAGACGUCGGGCCGGAGAGGAGGCUGGCGGCCGCGCACACAGUGCUGCAUGGCUUCGUCACGGAGAUGAUGGAGAAGAGGAACGCCGCAAGGCAGCUCGGUAGUGAGGGGGGAGUACUAGACGGCAAGGUGGUCGACAUCGUUUCUCACUACGUCGAUGACCCUGAAUGCAGCGAUGCCAUGCUGCGCAAGACGCUUCUCAACUACAUGAUCGGCGGGCGGGACACGAUCGGCACAGCGCUGCCCUGGCUCUUGUACAGCCUCGCGAACAACCCUCGCGUCGUCUCCAGCAUCCGCAAGGAACUGGCACCGAUCGCCUCUCGCAAAGAUGAUCGGGGCAAGAUGGUUGUGUUCGAGCCAUCAGAGACGAAACCGCUGGUCUACCUCCAAGCGACCUUGUUCGAGUCCCUGAGGCUGUACCCGCCAGGCCCACUGGAGCGCAAGAACGUGGUGGCCGAUGACGUUCUGCCGAGCGGUCACCGGGUGCGCCGUGGCGAGGCUAUCCUCGUCUCCAUCUAUGCUAUGGGCAGAAUGGAGAGUGUCUGGGGCAAGGACAGCCAUGAGUUUAGGCCUGAGAGGUGGCUCUCCGAGGAUGGAACCAAGCUACGGUAUGUGCCGUCCUGCAAAUUCUUGGCUUUUAGCUCAGGGCCGAGGAUGUGCCUAGGCAAGGACAUCGCGAUCAUGGAGAUGAAGACCAUUGUUGCCGCCGUGGUGUGGAACUUCGAUGUGGAGGUCUUGGAAGAGCAGAGCAUCAAGCCCAAGUUAUCCAUCCUUCUACAGAUGGAGAACGGACUCAUGGUUACCGUCACUAGGAGAGAGGAACGCAAUAAGCCAUAA